Diutina rugosa is the source of this 633-nucleotide messenger RNA. RefSeq names its product ureidoglycolate hydrolase. The record is from RefSeq and is a predicted model, not a curated record. Gene Ontology annotation, molecular function: ureidoglycolate hydrolase activity; ureidoglycolate lyase activity. Gene Ontology annotation, biological process: allantoin catabolic process. The transcript has a single exon. Bases 1 to 633 code for a protein of 210 amino acids. NCBI's taxonomy places the organism in Eukaryota, Fungi, Ascomycota, Pichiomycetes, Serinales, Debaryomycetaceae.
AUGGUGCUCAAAACAUUCGACGUGGCUAACAUCCCUCGGGUCCGGGCUGUCCCAUUAACUCCAGAGCUGUUUGCCCCUUAUGGCGGGGUGAUCAGUGCUGACCACCAGAUCAAGCACGUCAAGUCUCUGGGAGCCAACUAUGGUACCGCAGUCAAGAUCCACAAAGUGGCGCCCAUCACUAAUAACUACCCUGCUUCUGCUCCGGCUACUGCCAACUGGAACAUCUACCGCUGCAAAGCUCCCAAACACCUCAUCACUCAUUCAGGCGCUAAAUCAACUUAUAAACUGACAGUGUUGGAACGUCAUCCUUAUACUACGCAAACGUUUGUUCCCAUGGGCGAAAACCUCAACAAAGUGGCGUAUUUGGUGAUUGUGGCUGCUACUGAUGCCAAUGACCCUCAGAAAUUGCCCGAGCCGUCACAGAUCAAAGCUUUCAUCUGUAAAGGCAAUCAAGCUGUCACUUAUGGUGUGGGUACCUGGCACGCUCCCAUGGUAGUUAUUGAUGAAGACAUAGACCACUUGGACUUUGCCGUCAUGAUGCACGAAAACGGCGUCGCCGACGACGACUGCCAAGAAUGCUACUUUGAGCCUGGUUACGAAAUUGAGUACACUGUGAAUGCUCUGAAAUUGUGA